Messenger RNA from Vicia faba (fava bean), 342 nucleotides. NCBI's taxonomy places the organism in Eukaryota, Viridiplantae, Streptophyta, Magnoliopsida, Fabales, Fabaceae. The record is from the annotation of a GenBank genome assembly.
AUGAGAAACUUUGCGUUUUGCUGUAGAGCUAGGGUUCAAUUGGGCGUGACUCCUCAGCGUCUUGUGAAAUUCAGAAUACAAGUUCUUCUUCUCCGCAAAGGGGGAUUGUCGGCACCAUACGACACCGUCUCUAUCAUUGGCCUCCAUCCUUCCGUUUUAUCACUUGUCUUCAUAUAUCACCUCUGCGAACCCUCUCAGCUCAUCUCCUUCAACGCGUUCGUGAAAAUGCAAUGGAUGCACACAACUUUCAUCGCGACGGUCAUGGAUGCUGAGACAAAACCUUGGCUCACUUGCCAAAACGACGAACGCUCAACACGAAAUACGUUCUCCUUUCUCCUCUGA